This is a messenger RNA of Rattus rattus (black rat), 1671 nucleotides long. It is a transcript of the gene Cdc123, whose product is annotated as cell division cycle 123. Lineage: Eukaryota; Metazoa; Chordata; Mammalia; Rodentia; Muridae. The record is from RefSeq and is a predicted model, not a curated record. The transcript has 13 exons. Gene Ontology annotation, cellular component: cytoplasm. Bases 87 to 1097 code for a protein of 336 amino acids.
AGGCACUUCCGGAAGUGAUGCGCAGGGUUCCGGGAGAGUGCUGGCGGGAGAGGGGACAGGGCAGCGAUUGAAGCGGCAGCUGGAGGAUGAAGAAGGAGCAUGUUAGUCACUGUCAGUUCUCCGCGUGGUACCCACUCUUCCGAAGCCUUACCAUCAAGAGUGUCAUCCUCCCGCUUCCUCAGAAUGUGAAAGACUAUUUACUUGACGACGGGACUCUGGUGGUCUCAGGAAGGGAAGACCCGCCAACAUGCUCUCAGCCAGACAGUGGCGACGAAGCAGAGGAAACACAGUGGUCCGAUGAUGAGAGCACAGCCACACUUACGGCACCUGAGUUUCCUGAGUUCAAUACUCAAGUGCAAGAAGCUAUCAAUUCGCUGGGGGGCAGUGUCUUCCCUAAGCUUAACUGGAGUGCCCCAAGGGAUGCAUACUGGAUAGCAAUGAACAGUUCUCUGAAGUGUAAAACCCUCAGUGACAUCUUCCUGCUUUUCAAGAGUUCGGACUUCAUCACUCAUGACUUCACACAGCCGUUUAUUCAUUGUAAUGACGAUUCUCCAGAUCCUUGUAUAGAGUACGAGCUUGUUCUCCGAAAAUGGUGUGAAUUAAUCCCUGGGGCUGAGUUCCGAUGUUUUGUCAAGGAAAACAAGCUUAUUGGUAUUUCUCAGAGGGACUACACGCAGUACUAUGAUCAUAUUUCUAAGCAAAAAGAAGAAAUUUGCAGAUGCAUUCAAGACUUUUUCAAGGAACACCUGCAGUACAAAUUCUUAGAUGAAGACUUUGUGUUCGAUAUAUACAGAGACAGUAGGGGCAAGGUGUGGCUGAUCGACUUUAACCCUUUUGGGGAGGUCACAGACUCUCUGCUGUUUACUUGGGAAGAGCUAACGUCGGAGAACAAUCUGCGAGGCGACGACAGUGAGGCGGACGCUCUGGAGCAGGAUUCUCCAGCCUUCCGUUGUACAAACAGUGAAGUCACGGUCCAGCCCAGCCCCUAUCUGAGCUACGGCCUGCCCAAGGACUUCGUAGACCUUUCCACCGGGGAAGAUGCUCACAAGCUCAUAGAUUUUCUUAAGCUGAAAAGAAAUCAGCAAGAGGACGACUGAGCGCUGCUUGGAGAAUAAGUCAAGAGGGAAACAGCUUUUCAGAAGCCUCAUAUAGAACACAACUUUCCAGUGACCCAAACUAGGUGCAGAUGGGUGGGCAGUAUGCAAAAUCAUCAGCUUUUAUAUUCGUGUAUGUUUACCCGGAGAAAGAUGGAGGACCUUUGGUACUUGUAAAAGAAAUAACAAUAUAAUAAAUAGAUCUUAAACACAAGGAAGCACACUGUGAUGGUUUGUAUAUGCUUGGGCCAGGGAGUGGCACUAUGAGGAGGUGUGGCCUGUUGGAGUAGGGGUGUCACUGUGGGUGUGGGCUUUAAGACCCUAGUCCUAGCUGCCUGGAAGUCAGUUUUCUCCUAGCUACCUUCAGCUAACUCUCAGCUCCUCCUGCACCAUGCCUGCCUGGGUGCCACCAUACUCCCACCUUGAUGAUAAUGGACUGAAACUCUGAACCUCUGAACCUGUAAGCCAGCCCCAGUGAAAUGUUGUUCUUAUAAGAGUUGUCUUGGUCAUGGCGUCUGCUCACGGCUACUAUGCUAAGACACACACUGUUCUGAAAAUAAAAUAACUUUCUACGAAA